This is a messenger RNA of Paramecium tetraurelia, 1332 nucleotides long. RefSeq lists its product as uncharacterized. The record is from RefSeq and is a predicted model, not a curated record. NCBI's taxonomy places the organism in Eukaryota, Ciliophora, Oligohymenophorea, Peniculida, Parameciidae. The transcript is spliced from 3 exons.
AUGCUGCUAUCUUGUGUUUACAUGACAAAAGAUAUAAAUUUCAAGUGGAAAUUCGUCGCCAGAGAACUGAAAGUGUGUUUCAAUAAAAGAGAGCUAUAAUAGUGCAUAACAAGGUUAAGAAGUUGGAGUAAUAUCAAGGACCUUGAAUUGCUUGCUUAAUUUUCAUUAGAGUGUUUCAACCGCAGAGAAUACCAGGAAAGCAAAGAUUACUUAAAGAAGUUAAUUCAUUAUGCGGAUUCAGAAACAAGUGAAAACUUAAAGUCAUUGAAUACAAUCAAUCAUCUAAAAGAUAUUGCGUAGACUUGUGAUUCAGAAUAGUUUUGUAUGAUUUUGGAUAUAUUUCUUAAAAUUUGUCUACCUCAAUGUUUAAGUCCUUAGUUGUUGAACUAGGUACAGGAAUUAUAAAGUAUUGAAAUUGUUAAUCAAUUUAUUACAUUAUUAUAAAGAAUAGUUUAUAUGAAUGAAAUAGAUUAAUUAAUUGAACAGCAUAAUAUAAUUUAAUACUUGUUGGAUAUAACAAUAGAAUUGGAUGAUUUCAAAGAAUGGUUUUAAAUUAUUGAAUAGUUAUGCAAUUAUCAUUCAAAACCUUCUCUUUACUUUAAGAACCUUAUUAUUCCUUGUUUAAAAUUAUUACAAUACGAUUCAAAUCAAGUCACUCUACAAGUGAUUGAAAGUAUGUGCAAUUGCAAAACAGAUAGAAGAGGAGCGAUCAAUUAUUUGCUUAUCAUUCCAGGAUUCAUUGAUUUGUUGAUAAGUAACCUCUCUAAAUCCUUCAAUAUCAUCAGCCAUAUCAUUGAAUAAUCUGAUGAUGGUACAAGUAAAUUAAUUUCGAUGGACUUGUUUAUGAAAUUGCAUAAAUUAUUAGAAGCAGAUUAAUCCUUAAAAACUACAUUCAUUUAUCUCAUUCUCUUAAUAUGUUUUUACAGAACGGACACCAUCAUACAUAUACUUAUUGAGUCAUAACUGUUUUAUAGUAUUCUUGCAUUAGAUGAAUAAACUUUACAAUAUGAUGAUUUAAUAUUGAUAAGCCGAAUGCUUCUUUAUUUAAUUAGGAAAUAUUCUAAUGAAUCCUUCUAUCUGUAUUUAAUUUAGAAGACCUUAUUUAUUAACAUGUUAGGAUAGUUGCUGAAUAAAUUUGAACUACAAGAAGUUUAUAAUAAUACGAUACAUUCAAUCAUUCAUAUGGCAUUUUCAUAAUCGAUGGAAUUUUCCAAAAUAUUUAGACAAAGUAUUUUAAUGAAACCUGUUGAGGAAUAAUUAUAAAAGAAUAAAUCAAAAGAUGCAAACAUUGAUGAUAAAAUAUACGAAUUUUUAAAUAUUACAUAUAAAUGA